Procambarus clarkii (red swamp crayfish) is the source of this 3719-nucleotide messenger RNA. RefSeq lists its product as uncharacterized. Lineage: Eukaryota; Metazoa; Arthropoda; Malacostraca; Decapoda; Cambaridae. The record is from RefSeq and is a predicted model, not a curated record.
UUGAGAGGUGAGGUGGUGCGGUGGAGGAGUGGUCGCUCCAGAUAGUGGUCGCUGGAACCAGUUGGAAGGUUGAGGACCUGGUCGCUGCUACAUCUAUAGUGAUUUUUCUCUAGUUCAAUUUGGCUUGUGUCGAGUUAUACAGUACUAGCACGCAUCGGUUGUCACCAUGUCGCUUGACUCGGGGAUGUCACGUGAGGAGAAGGAGAAACUUCUGAAUCAGAAAAUGGAGAAUAUCCGACGCAAAAAUGAAGAACUUCGCAAACGACAUCAGGAAAUUGAAGCUGACAAGAAAAAUGCAGACAUUUUUAGCUCAAAAGUAACAAUGGAUGAAGUAAAGCCAUAUAAAAUGAAGGCCCCAAGGUCUCGUCCAGAAAGAUCAGACAAACCUCGUGAGAUGUUGGAUCAUCCUCCACCCCCUCGUCCUGCUGACAUUAUGCCUUCCAGACAGAGACUCUCUGAAAAUGAUGGUCCUCCACCUGAUCCCUCAUACCGUUUUCUGUCUGAUCCAGAUAGAGAUGGACUAGAAACAGGGAGAGACAACAAAAGAGAGCACUGGGGAAGGGGCGGAAGGGGAAGAGGUAAACGUGGUGGAAGAGGAGGAGGAGGAAGUUUAUGGGAAGGUUCAGAAGAUAAAGGCAUGGAAAUUGUAAGUGAUAGAGGAAGAGGUAACAUGAGAGGUGACAGAGGAGGAUCUAACUUUAGUGAAGGAGAAAUUGAUGGAAAACUAGACAUUGUUCAGACAGAAGGAGAGUUCGGGGGCCGAGGAGAUAAAGGCUUUAACCGAGGAAGGGGGAGGGGAAGAAGUAAUGGGAAUUCUUACGGCCCUGAUGGCGAACGAAGAUACGAGCAUGGAAGAGGAGGAAGAGGAAGGUUUAAUGAAAAAUCAAGACAAGAAAAUGAAAAUUUUGGUCCUGGAAAUGGUACAGAGAAUAGUGAGUGUGGUGGUGGUGGAGGGGAAGAUGGAAGAAGAGGAAAAAUAAGUUUUGCUUCACGAGACAUUCGGUAUUAUCCAGAUGAUGGUAAAGAUCAGAGACUUGAGAAAAGUAGGGGAAGAGGGAGAGGAAAGUAUGCUCAACGUCAUUCAUUUGAUGAGUAUGAUAAUACUGACAGACAACGUGAAAGGGGUCGAGGACGAGGAAAUUUUGAACACAGAAGCAGAGGAAGGGGAAGAGGUUACGGGCAGUACCAUGAAUAUGAAAAAUGGAAAGCCGAGAGGGAAGUGAUAGAUGAGGAAAGAUUGACGAGGGGACGCACUCAUGAAGGAGCUUGGCGCCGAGAAUGGGACAAUGAUAAGUUAGACCAGGGGAAUGUGGAGGAAACAGAGGCAGUUUAUGAUCCCAGGUAUCCAAGAAGUAAAAGUGAAGCUAUAAAGCUGGGUGAUUUUGUAAUUACUCCCGAGGCUGAAGCUGGGGAUUCAGGCCAAGUGCAAGUUGGUCACCCUCAAGCUGGUCACCCUCCUUCUCAAGGACAACAGGGAGACCGUAGAUCUAAUGCUGGCCGUGGCUCCCGCUCGAGCUAUAGAGGCCGAGGGAAUUACGCGACUCCUGAGAUUAAUGCCCAGAGGCAUGAAGAAGAAAUUGUGGCAGAGUUAGAGCAUGAUGGUGUGUUUGACGAGCGCACGAUAGAGGGCCAUGGUGAUUCCUUCACAGUAUCUGUUGCUACUACUAAUCAAAGCACUGCUGGGAAAUUUGUACGAGUUGGCUCAGGUCGUAGGGGAAAACCUGCAUCCUAUAUUGACCAUAAUGAGCGUGAGUUUGAAGAAAGUAAUGGCCACGGUGGGGACAAGCAGCAUCAGAAGGGCUGGGCUCGAGGAAAUAGGAACCCAAGAGGACGAGGACGUGGACGAGGUCAAGGGUAUGGCAGCUAUACUGGAAAGGAUAAAUUUGUGUCCAAGUCAGUUGUGGGGGAUGGCCAAGCAUCUGCUACCUCAGAUUCUACAGAGAACUUGGAGACUCCUCAGAAGCAUUUGGUUCUCUCUCAUUCCACCUCAAGCACCCAUUGUUCAACUCUUUAUCAAACUCAGAAGGCACUAAGUGAUGCAGAAGAUGGAGCUAGUGUUAUCACCUCAGCAUUACCUGCUGAUGAGUGUUCAUGGACACGUGGCAAUAGUGGUAAUGACAGCCUGGAAACAUCAGUACUUAGUGAAGGAGCUCCCAUGAAUGACAUUAAGGAUGAAGAAAUACCAGUGAAGGAAAUUUUUCAAAAUGAUCAGUGUAUCAACAAUGGUUCUGAUGAUCGACUUGAGACUGAACAAGAUCAACAUGCUGAACAGCAUGUUAAUGCCGAAGCAUUUGCAGAGGCAGAAGAAGAUUUUGAUGGAAAAAACUGUGAAGACUUUGAGGUAGCAGAGGGUAGGCCUAUAAAUAAAGAUUGUUGUGUUGAUGUAACUGACAAUGCUGUUUCUUAUGCUAUAAACAGAAAUGGUUCAUUAUCAUCAGGGUCUGUAGAUAUUAUAGAAGCCACAAACAGCUGCCAACAAGAAGUUCUUGCUGUUGAUUUGAAAGCUUCAACAAAAGAGAAUGUGUUAACUGAAGACAGUUCUAAUAUAGACUCAACUAUUUCUGUGAAUCAGGAAAACAUUGAAAAUAUAAUUACUUUACCAAAUCAGCAGAACAGAGAAGAAAGUGCUGGCAAUGAGGAAAAUAUUACAGGGAUAAAUGACAAGGAAAAUUCAGCUAAUGCCACAUCAGAGGAGCUGUAUAUUGAGAAUUCUAAUGAAAAAGAGUGCAGUGACUUCCAAAAAAAAUUUAGUUCAGAUGAGAAAACUGAGGUAAUUUACGAUGCUGAAGUUCCUAAAGAAGGUGAUUGUAACGAGAAUAAGAAAGCUGAGAAUUGCCUUACUCCCGCUUCUUCUCCGACUGCUACAGAACAACUUGUUCCUAACAUAGAGUGGAAAUAGCACAAGAUAAAAAAUUAAAGCUGGUUCGUUAUAUUUACUUAAUUACCAUGUUUUUAUUUAUUAAUAUAAUAUGUAAUUAAUAUAAUUUUUAACUAUAUAAUGUGAUAGACCUUGAGUGUUUAUAUUUAUAUGUUUAAAGGUACAGUAUUCUUAAAAAAAACUUAUAAUUUACUUUAUACCUAUAGACACUGUGUAUGUGUGUGUGUGUGUGUGUAAUUACCCAAGUGUAGUUGCAAGAUGAGAACUAUGCUCAUGGUGUUCCCUCUUCCCAGUACUCUGUCAUAUAACGCUUUGAAAGUACAGUACUGACGGUUUUGGCCUCCACCACCUUCUUAUUUAACUUAUUUCACUGUCUGUGUGCUUAAAAGCAUUUCUGAAGUUGGAAAGCAUUGUAUGGGUUUCUUGCACAAUGUCUUUUAUGUGGUCCUCAGGUGAUGGUUUAAUAUCUAGAGCCAUGCUCUAAAUAUCAUUUAGCCAUGCCUAAAUCUUUUAUUUUUUUUUUGUCCAAGUUAUUUUGUCUUUUCACAUAAUUUGUAGGUUGUGUGGGACCUAUUUAAUCCUAUUCCAUACUUUGAAAUGUGGCAGCUAUUCACAUCGAAUUCCAUCUGCCAAGUGUUGCUCUAUACACAUUUGUCCAGGUCGCCUUGAUGGGCAUGACAGUUAUCUAGGUCUUUUAUUUUUCCCUAGUAGCUUAGCAUCAUCAACAAAUAUGUUUAAAUAAUUCUGUAUUUCCCUGGAGAUCAUUUAUAUUAACAAUGAGCAUUACUGGGGCUUGAACCGAAUCUCGUGAUACUCCGCUAGUAACAUUUCUCUAAUCUGA